Messenger RNA from Fusarium venenatum, 1365 nucleotides. RefSeq names its product Alpha/Beta hydrolase protein. Gene Ontology annotation, molecular function: triacylglycerol lipase activity. Lineage: Eukaryota; Fungi; Ascomycota; Sordariomycetes; Hypocreales; Nectriaceae. Gene Ontology annotation, biological process: lipid catabolic process. The record is from RefSeq and is a predicted model, not a curated record.
AUGCGUCUUCUAUCCACUUUGAUUGUGGCGGCUAUCGCAGUCCAUGCCAAAACAUCGGAUCGAGCCUCGAAUUUUCCGGUGUCGCAACAACUAGCCUCUGAAUAUGACUGCCGGGAAGCCUGCCAGGCGACUCUCGUCAAGACCAACGCCAAAGACUUGAGUAUCUUUGACACCCCAUUUGACUUCGACUUUUAUGCAACAGCCAAGAAUUUCUCCAAUUCCAAGCCUGGAGACGUUCUGAAACUUUCACCCAUCAACCCUGGCAUUAUGGCUGUCCCUGCUGGGGUGGCUGCAUACAAGAUCCAGUACACGUCCACCGACCUGGAUGGUUCUCCCGUCCCUGCCACCGGCUUCAUAGCGUUUCCGUUUGUCCGUCAGAACCGUCCAUUCAGGCUCGUUGCUUAUGCACACGGCACGACCGGUAUGUUCCGGGGUUGUGCCCCAUCAACUUCCUCUGCUCUGUUCGACUACAACAGCUGGACUCCGUUGGUGCUCACUGGAUAUGCUGUCGUUGGAACCGAUUACGCCGGUCUGGGAAAUAACUACACGGCGCACAAAUAUGUCGCUAGUAGAGCUAAUGCAAACGAUGUCUACUGGUCUGUUAUUGCGGCCAGGAAAGCCUUCCCCCUCAACCUUUCAAAGGGAUGGGUGUCCAUAGGUCACUCACAAGGCGGUGGUGCCUGUUGGAAAUUGUCGGAGCAUAAGCUAGUACAAAGCGAACACAGUGGAUAUCUUGGUGGUGUCUCAAUCGGACCUGUUACCUAUCUUCACGAUGCGCUCCUCGAUGGAUUUUCGAAACUCAAAGACCUUACAUCAGAACAGCUCGACGACUUUGGCAUAGUCACCAUCUUGCCUUCAAUGGCCUUUGCUCUCAAGGCGGUCUUUCCCAAAUACUCCCCUCCUUAUUUUUCUGAUCUCAUGAAGCGCCGCAUUGAGUUAGGACAGUUUGCUCAGCUCUGCGACACUGCUUUGUCCGGCCUCGUGAUGGACGCUAACUUGACUCAACUCAUCAAAAAUGAUGACUUCGUCAAAGACAUAAAUAUCAAAAAAUUUCAAGAGCUCAACGCUCCUGCGCAGGGCGACAAGGCCUCAAGGCCACUUCUUGUUAUUCAGGGAGGAAACGAUAGCAUUGUGUUCCCAGGCAUAACGAACAAAGCUUAUCAGAACAGCUGCAAAACAGGCAACGUCGUCCACCUCAGUGUUUACCCCGACUUGGACCACACCGCUGUAGUCGGAGCUUCAGCCCCAGAAUGGCUCGAAUUUGUUAACAAGCUUUUCCAGCAUGCGAGCUUAACUACAUGCUCACGCAAGGUCACGAUUCCCUUUGAUGCAGUCCAUGCCAGGAAGCCUCUGGACACGGAGUAA